This is a messenger RNA of Ostreobium quekettii, 816 nucleotides long. The record is from the annotation of a GenBank genome assembly. NCBI's taxonomy places the organism in Eukaryota, Viridiplantae, Chlorophyta, Ulvophyceae, Bryopsidales, Ostreobiaceae.
AUGGGCAACUGCUGUGGACAGUUGGCUCCCUCUCCCGCGCCCAAGAAUCGCCAGCAGAAGGCGCAGCGCCAGCACGGCUGGGCUGCAACGGGCGUGGUGGCACUCCGGGACGAGCGCCUGAAGGAACUGCCGGUCUCCAUAGGAGAUAUCGGCUCCAAGGUCACGGCCAUUGAUGCGACGAACAACCGCAUCAGUGCCCUGCCGGCCUUCACCGGUUCCCUGUCCCGGCUGCAGAGACUGGUGCUCACCAAGAAUGACUUAGACCACCUGCCGCCAGACCUGUGGCGCCUUUCUCAACUCAAGGUGCUCGUCUUGGACUACAACUCGAUAUCCUCGUUGCCUGCGGGCCUGGGCGAGCUCACCCUUCUGGAGAGACUCUCCGUUGCCGCCAACAACUUGUCGGCCUUGCCGGAGUCAGUCGGGCGCCUGGCCCGCUUGCGUCAACUCAACGUGGCAAAGAACCAGCUCAGGGAGAUCCCAGAGUCGAUUGGAAGUUGCUCGGACCUGGAGGACAUCGAUGCAACGGACAACUACUUGCAGGGAAUCCCAAUGGGCCUGGAGCGCUUGGGACGCCUCAGGACGCUCACCUUGGACAAGAACAGCGUGGCGUCAAUUCCGGAGGGCGUUCUCAUGUACUGCACUUCAUUGCAGACGCUGAGUUUGCAAGAAAAUCCGAUCAGCAUGGACCAGCUACAGGCGACAGCAGGCUAUGAUCUGUUUGAGAAGCGGAGAAAGGGGAAAGUGGACAAGGCGAUAGCGUCGGGCGUGAUGCUGGGAUCAAAUACGAUGGCUGAGGCAAUUGAAAGGAGAACCUAG